CGAGGGGGCGAGCAGGUGGUGGGCUGGCAGUUGUGCCAGGCAGCCCCCUCGCAACGUGGGGGCAGGAGGAGGCCAAGGGGCGGCCCCGCACUGGCAGGCCCUGCUCAGACCCGGCUGGGCCCGGCGCCCCGGCGCCCCGCGCCUCUCUCGCCUCCUCGGUCCGGGCGCAGAGACCCAGGAGCAGUUGGCCCGGAUCCCUCUCGGCUGGCAGAAGAGGACCCAGGAGUCCUGGCGCUCGCUCUCGCUCUCCCCCUCCAGUCCCCUCCCCGGGUCCAGAUCCUUCCCUGCUGAACUGGGAGAGGACCCAGGAGUCCCGGCGCCCUCGCUUCACUCCUCCCCCUCCCCAGUUAGUACGGAGCGGACCCGGGAGAUCUGGCACCUCCGGGCUCCCGCCAGAGGAGGGCCCAGGAGUCCGGCCGGAACCUCUCUCCCCUCCCCCGCCCCGCGCCGCCGGGAAAGGACCCAGGCGUCCGGGCGCCAGCUCCGCCUCCGUGCUUUGCAUGUGACGGCGCCGUCAACGCUGCCUCCCCGACGAGGGACCCGGCCUGCGCGGCUCGGUCGGAGGCAGGAAGAAGAAGAAGAAGAAGAAGAAGAAGCAGAAGAGCGGGGCCUCCGCCGCCCCCCCCAGCCCCCCGGGGAGAGAGGGACCCGCGCGUCCCGCGGGGCCAGAAGCAACUUGGAGCCCGCCGGCAGCCUCGCCCGGGACGCGGGUGCAGGGGAGAGGCGCCGCGCAGCCCAUGGAGCCUCCCGGGUCGGGCGCGGCGGCUGCCGCCUUGCUGACGGGUGAGUAGCUGGGGAUGGAGGGCGACCCGCCCGGACGACGCUGCCUCCUUUCUGCCUGGGGGCACCGGGGGGCAGAGCCCUUUGGCCCCGCCAGGCGCCUGCCCGGGGACCCCAGCACCCUCUUCGCCCCAUGGACGGGGGCGGGCGGGCAGGUGGGUGUCCCCGGGCAGCAGCCGCGGCGCCCGGAGCGGAGUCUCCCUCGGACGCAGCUGCAGCCGCUUCGGGCCAGGAGCGCGCGCUCGGGCUCCCGGGAUCUCCUGCCAAAGCCGCUCCGCUGCUGGUCUGCCCACUUGCGCUGCGAAUGCCGAGAGACUCUUCCCAGCCUCGGCCGGCCCUCGAGAUCCCCACCUGCCCCCCAUCUCUCCGCCCCCUGCCGCCUCCGCACUCGGCAUUCACUGCCGGAUUACGGAGUGUUUGAUGGGGUUUCGUAUUAAACCCAGCGCCAGAAAAUCCUUUCUUUAGGCCAAAUCCAAAGAUUCGGGGGGGGGGGAUGGAGCAGCAAGAGAGAAGCCAAAUCAGCCUUCUUUGCCUGUCCAUCCCUGCAGCUCCUCUUCCCGAUCCGGUGCAGGCCCUUCUUUCCCCAGAGUCAGAUGGGGGGGGGGGGGUUGCCUCCCAGGAGGAAAGGUAAACCAGAGGCUGACAGAGGACCCUUCCCUGUGACAAUUCGGGGGUUGUCAGCUGAAGCAAGGGGGGGUGAGUCUGGAGCCGAUGGGGAUGCAAAGGGGAGCUAAGAGAGGAAGGAGGCCCAUCCCUGGCGGGGGCCAGGAUUCAGGCUUGGACUUAGCCAGGCCACAGCAAGACUGCUGUCCAGAGUGUGUGAUUCUGAGCAUGUGCAGAGUUACCUUUCAUUUAACACUGAAUAACCACAGCUGCUCCUCACAUAUCUAGUAGUGGGAUGUGACCAAAAAAUAAUAAUACCUCACCACCAUUUGCUUCCAUUUUAGAAAUUAAUCACUCUUUGAGGGCCACCAAUAGGAUAUGAGGCAAGGACAGCUGGAGUCUAGGGGACACAAGUGAAUAGUCCCUUCCAUUUUCUGAUUACUGUCUGGUGGUUGUGCACUCUGUAUUCUGCCAAAGGAAGUUGUUAUUCCAGCUUCUCCCUCCCGUGCAUGGAUCCUGCCUCUAGUGCAUGUCCUGGGCAUGUAUCAAUCCCAGCCAUGAAGGAGAGUGUCCUUCCCUUGCACUUGGAACAGAUCCACCUGUCUUUUGUUAUACUGGGCUCUGGCACAGCCUGCAAAUGUCACUUGCACAGCCUCCUAGAGCCCCUCUGCCCACGGCUCCCCAUGCAUGCACAUGUAAAAGGUAAAGGACCCCUGGACAGUUAAAUCUAGUCAGACUUGACUAUGGGGUGCAGCGCUCAUCUUGCUUCAGGCCGAGAGAGCCAGCUUUUGUCCACAGACAGCUUUCCAGGUCAUGUGGCCAGCAUGACUAAGAACAGCGCACCAGAACAGCGCACAGAAACACCAUUUACCUUCCCGCCGCACCGGUACCUAUUUAUCUACUUGCACUGGCGUGCUUUUGAACUGCUAGGUUGACAGGAGCUGGGACAGAGCAACGGGAACUCACUCAAUUGCGGGGAUUCGAACCACCAAACUUGUGGGUGGCGCUGUGGUUUAGACCAUAUAUGACAACAGUAAUGCCUGAAUUAAGACAUUCACCUCAGUACUGAUUCCUUUUGGAUGUAUAUAGAGAAAUGGGAACUGCCAUAGUUAAAUGUCUCUGCCCUUUACUCUCUUGCUGCCCUUAUUCCUGGAAGUCCCUCCAAGGAAUGCCUAUAUAGGCCAUACUAUAUAUAUAUAUAUACUGCUGUCCAUGGAGGCACAGGUCCAUUCUGUGUCCAGGGCAGCUGUCUACCAGCUCCAUCUGGUACGCCGGCUGAGACCCUCCCUGCCUCUGCCUUGUCUCGCCAGAGUGGUGUAUGCUCUGGUUAUCUCCCGCUUACUGCAGUGUGCUCUACGUAGGGCUACCUUUGAAGAUGACUUGGAAACUACAACUAAUUCAGAAUGCGGCAGCUAGACUGGUGACUGGGAGCAGCUGCUGGGACCAUAUAGCACCAGUCCUAAAGGAUCUCCACUGGCCCCCAGUACAUUUCCAAGCACAAUUCAAAGUGUUGGUGCUGACCUUUAAAGCCCUGAACAGUGUUGGCCCUGUAGACCUGAAAGAGCGUCUCCACCCCCAUCCCUCAGCUGGGACACUGAGGUCCUCCUCUGAGGGUCUUCUGGUGGUUCCCUCACUGCAAGAAGCAAAGUUACAGGGAACCAGCCAGAGGGCCUUCUCAGCAGUGGUGCCCACCCUGUGGAACGCCCUCCCAUCAGAUGUCAAGGAGAUAACUACACAACUUUUAGAAAACACUUGAAGGGGAGCUUUUAAUGUUUGAUAUUUUAAUGUUUUUAUAUAUGCUGGAUGUCGCCCAGAGUGGCUGGGGCAACCCAGUAAGAUGGACAGGGUACAAACAAACAAACAAAUAUCAGUGCUUUUUUUCAGUGGGGACGCAGGGGCAUGCCUACCCCUAAACAUUUCGUGAAUCUUUGUACUUUUGUCCAUUUACUGUGUUUAUUUUUCCUGAUUUGAACUAUAAAAUGGUGAUCUUCUUGAGUCAAAAUGAGAGUACCCCUAAACAUAUAAUUUUUUUUUAGAAAAAAGCACUGAUUACUAUUACUACUACUUUGUCAUUCCUAUUUCUUCUUUCAAAUUUACCUUUAAAACACACCUUUCUGUGAAGCACUUGCCAUAGGCUCUCAGUUCUCACCCCCUACAGAAACUCAGCCUUAGUAGGUGCCAUUGCAUUCUUCCUUGUCGGCUCUCCUUCCUUUCCUGGUGUCAAUUGGAAGCUGCUCAGUGCAGAGACCUGCCUUUUUUGUUUAUGUUCCGCUGUAAAGCAUGGUGUACAUUGGUGCCCCAUUCAUCCAUCCUGUCUCUUCUGGGAUGUUGUGCUGCUUACUCAGGUAGAAAUCUGAUUUCCUCAGCCUCUUUGUAUAAGAACUGUCUAUUGUUAUUUAAGAAAGUCCUGGUUUUAGACUUAUGUAUAUAUGACAAGCUUGGAGAAUGACAACCUCCUGUAUUGUAUUUCAUAGGUCUGCUGGCACACAUGUGUCAAGAUUAGCUUCAGGGCAGUUUGAACAACUCCUGGGGCUGAUAUCAAGAGGGGACAUGUACAAGUUGCAGUGAAUUUACUGGCACACUUUAUUUCCAAGGCUAGUUUGUAAAUGCUCUUGUUUUGUGUCUGUGCAUGUGUGUGAAAGAGAGAAGUAUUUAAAGAUCUAUUAUAGUAGCUGUUUUAGCAGUUGGGGUGUUUAGGUGCAAGGGCUGGAGCUGAGAGGUAGAACAGAUGCUUUGCAAAACAUCCAAGGUUAAGUCCCUGGCAUCUCCAGGUGGGAUCAUGGACUCGGAAGAGCUGCUUUUAGUCAGCGUCAACAAUACUGAUGAUCUGCUUUGGUCGCAGGCAGCUUUCUGUGUUCCUGUGCAUUGUAUACCAGAAUGAUGCCUGCUCUGUUGCAAUCUAUUGUUUUGGUAUAACAGGUUUAUCCCAGAACAAGGUGUAAUCAUUAUUCUCAAGAAGUGGGCCGGAGCUAAAUUUGGAGCAAGAACAGAUAAGUUUUUACUGCAUACUCAGUUGGCAGCAGUGCUUUUUUUUCUGGGGGAAUGUGUGGGGAACGCAUACCCCUAAACAUUUUGUGAAUCUAAGUUUGGCCUCAUUGAGGGGCAAUAUUUCAAUAUGAGUAGGAAAAUGAGAAAACCCCUAGACAUUUUUUUAAGAAAAAAAGCACUGGUUGGUGGCAAAUGAUUUUUGCAAAUUGUUUUGUGCCUGGAUAAGGCAGAGCAGUCAGCAAUUAUGUUUUCAACUGUUAUCUUUGCAUCUUCUACAAGCGCAUGUAGAAUAUUAUUAGGAACAGUUAUGGGCAAAUGAUCACUGCACAUCUUCCAGUGGCAAGCAAAUUGCCUGAGACAUAUAAUCAAUUACCACCAUAGAACUUGUGACAUAAACUUAACCCUGUAAGGAAGAAGCACAUGCACAACUUGGCAGCCGGUGUUUCCAACUGUCACUAGUGGUAACUUGACUGCUGUGUAGUGAGUUUCUUGCAGCCUCCCUAAUUUGCUGGUCCCAAAAGGAUACAGUCAACAAAAUGAUGGAAAAGGUGUCACUGCACCUGCUUUCUUGCUGCAUCUGUUGUGUUUUGUGCUGUGUUUGUACAGUGGGUUGAAUUGUCAUUAAAUGGUCCCUGGAAGACUGUAGAUCAACAGGUGAUCUGCAAAGGUGGAGUGUAACUCUGAGUGGCCCAGCAAGUGACAGGAACGUGUGUAGAAUCAGGCCCACACAGCUGCCUGCUCCUCAGCGCAGUAAAGCUGAGGCAACAUCAAGCAACACAUAAAGGGACUUUUUGGGGCUGGAUCACUUCAGGAUCCGAAUGAGGGAAUGACAUCAUUGCUCCCCAAGGAGGAAAGGGAGGCACCUCCUUGCAUACAGAAUUCUAGCAUGUAAAGCAGCAUUUAGCCUGACCGUUCCCCUGAUAUGCUGCCUUUCUGUGAAGGGGAUUGUUCCCUCUGGACCCAGGAGCAUUUAGAGAGGUGCUUUCCUAACCUGUCAUUCAGGAAAAGCUGUACUGCUUGAUUCUCCUGACGGUAAAAACUGCCCCGACCCCCAAGAGAACAGGAACACGCCAUAAACAGCACCCUUGACCUGGCUGCCUCUCUGUCUCCCUUUGUCCCCUCUAGUCAUGGAUCCCUCAGUCACCCUGUGGCAAUUCCUCCUGCAGCUGCUGGAGCAGCAGAGCAAUGGACAUCUCAUCGCAUGGACAUCCAACGACGGAGAGUUCAAGUUAGUUGAUGCUGAGGAAGUUGCACGGCUCUGGGGGCUGCGGAAGAACAAGACCAACAUGAACUACGACAAGCUGAGUCGGGCCCUGCGCUACUACUAUGACAAGGUGGGAGUCUGCAGUCUGGCUUCCCAGCAUCUCCCUUGCAGAAGACCAAGGACUCCUAGAUUAACCCCGCCCCUGCCUUGCUUUCCCCUUCAGAUCAGCCUUUUCAGGAUCAGUUACCUGUGAAGGAGAAUGCACUGGAAAGUUAAAAAGGGUAUUUGGGGUGAGGUGUGUGUGCAGUCUUUGCAUAUUUACCAAAAGAGAAGGAUUGGUGGGCAGGGCCAUCAAAAGGAGAGUUCAGCAUUAUGAGAAUCUCACAUUCAACCCCCGCCCCCCACCCCAUCACUCCCUCUCUCUUUAAAGCACAUGCCUAGCCCUUAUUUGUGCAAUGAGAAGCUUGAGAGUGUGUGAAAUCUCGGAAGGCAUCCUGGCUAUGGUCCAUACAAAUUCUCCCCACUUCCCCAAGUGGCAAGAAGUUCCAGGGACAGCACACCACCACACAGGGUAUUUUACCUUUGGAAGAGACAGCACUGGAAACCUAUGACAUUUGUGUAAUAUUUGUUUUUGUUUACAAAUGUAUAGCUGAAUCAUUAGUGGAGGCCAAGAGCACCCAGUUAAUCCACCACCUGAUAUCAGAUCUCCAGAGAUAUCUCCCAUAAGGUGUCUUCCGCUUCUCUGCUUCUGUCUCUGCCCUUGGAUUAAGCCCCAUGGAAUACAGUGGGACUUUGCUCUUACGUGAACUUGCACAGGAUUUCUUUGUGGGUGUCUCAGAACUACUGUUUCUUUAUACCCACACAUACACCUCUAACCAAGUCUGAUGACUUUUACUUUCAAGCAAUAUCAAAACCAUAUCUCUGUGACUAACUCCCUUAAAGGGACAUCUAGGGACUCUUAGCUUUCAUCAGGUGGAUUGCUGGUUGUCCGUUGACCAUAACUGUAUUUCUUACCUACCCAGGGCUGGGGGUUGUGGGUGUUUGUGCGUGUGUGACUCUGUUUCUGCAAAGCAGCCGGGACAUCAUCUACACAGCUCCACUCACAGGAGUCGUUCUGCAAUGUAAAAAAAAAUAAUCAAUUUUUCUUUUUAAUAAAAUGAAGAAAUCUACAAAGGUAUGCUGUUGCCAGGGGUGAAGAACCUGCUGUGAAUUCUCUUCAAAUAUCUAUCUUCACUUUUAAAACAACAACAGUGAGGGAGGGGGCAGAGCUUGUCUCUCUCCACAAAAAUAAUAAAUCAUGCCAUACAAGAAAAUAUUUACAAAUGACAUAAUUAAUGCUGGUCAGAGUAUUAAUCUUUUCUUGGUGCAGAAUUUGAGUUUUAUUGUGGCACGUAAUUUUCAUGUACAAAGCAUACAGGAUGCCUGGUCUUGGCUGUGUGGUUUCAGCAGCAGGCAGAGGCAGCUCAGGUGCCAGCCUGGCAUUCAGGUAUGCCCCAAGUCAGGGGUGGCCACUGCUGUGUUUUCCAGAUGCGGUUGGACUCCAACUCUCAUCAGCUCCCAUGAGCAUUGGGAAAGUUCAGGGCUGAUGGAAAUUGUAGCCUAGCAAGUCUAGAACACACCAGACUCCCUUUCUGGAAGAUACCAUUGAUGGAGCCUCUGUGAGAUGCAUGGCAGAUGUAGUUUGAUCACUGUACCCUGUUCUGUGCUAAUUUUGCCGCCCUCUGUUCCUUCCAGAAUAUCAUCCGUAAAGUCAGUGGGCAGAAAUUCGUCUACAAAUUUGUCUCUUACCCGGAGCUUUCAAGCAUGGAGGGAGUAAAGGAUGAGGGAGGAGCCAAAAGGCCUGAGCAGGUGCAGAGUGAAGCAAAAGGGGGCGAGGGGGCCUUUGGGGCCCCCAAAGCCCUGCGUGGAGCUGGGGGUGCCCCACGCAGCAGCCGGAAUGAGUAUAUGCGCUCUGGGCUCUACUCCACUUUCACCAUUCAGUCGCUGCAGGCUCCUUCGCCCGCUGGACGGGUCUCCCGCCAGGAGACAGAGCUCUUGCCCACAGUGCCACCCCCUGCUGCUGCCCCUGAACCACCACCACCCUCCUUGGCCACAGUGGACAAUCCGCCUCAGCUGCACAUCAGGAUUGAGGAGCCAGAGGAGUCUCAGGAGCCCCUGCAGGUAAGUCACAAAAGUGCUGGAAGGUUUUGCUUUUUCAGAGCCGCAAGCGACUCCAGGUAGUGCAUUCCACUUUGCUGGAAGGACAGGACUUUGGUUCCAAAGGGAUAGAUGGCUGGAGGUUCUAUAUAUUUCAAAAGAAGGCCUGUUCUUUGAGUUUUCCUCCUGAUUUGUUUGCAGGCAGAGUAGUUGGCAAAAGAAUGAGCAUUCUUUUGGGUUUAUUUGCUAGAAGUUAGGUGACGCUGUGUCAAAGCAAGUAUUAUCCCACACUUUGCAGUGCCUUUCCGCCAUUCACUUUCCUCAUAGCAAAAAGGCCAAGCUUUAUUGUCUAAGACCUCCCAAUCCAUUAUAACUGUGCAGAAUUAUUUGACGGUACAGUAUGUGAUUGAAUCCCACCAGAAAACAGCAACUGACUGGAAGCAGGCUGACGAUAAGUGAACAGGACUGGAGAAGAGACAAUGGUGGCCUCAGCUUUUGGCGGCCCUGCAGCAAGAUGCCCUGAUUGGACGCACCUCCUCCUUCCCGUGGUCACAGCUGUCCAUCUCCUUGCUCUCUCCCCCUGGGCCCAAUUUGGGCCUGGAGGUAGAAGCUCUUGCUGUCACUGCUCUUGAACUCAGACAGGGAUGUUGAACAGGCAGCAGCAGCAGCAAUUAAGAAGGCCGGUGGUGGCUCACAUAGCUGGCCCUGAGAAGAGGAGGUGCACAGAAGGCACACCCAUUCACCAUGUCCUUCCUGCUGGAAGUUCUGCCCAUCCUCAUGUCUCUUUUUCAUCCUUGGUAGACAUUAUUAGAGGUGCCAGGACCAUUUGCUAGUCUUGCCUCUUAGCAGCAGCCUGACAUAAAACAAGUGAAGCUUUUCACAUCAAGCCUGGGAAGCUUCCCCAUCUCAUCUUAUGCUUGUCAGUCUGCAUGUGAAAGCAUAAAUCCCGCCAUUCUCCACAAAUUUGCGUUUGGGUUGUUGUUGUUUUUUUUGUAAAGGCUGUGGUUCCAGAACCCCACACACUUGGCAGUAGAUUUUGUGCUGUGCACACUUGGGAUGGGAACACCUUGACUAUGUGUCUUUUUAUAUAUCAUGCUGGUCGGAGCUUUGUUUGCAGGUGCAUGAAGUUUCUGAUAUGAAGAUGAACUGAUAUGCAGUUAAUUAUUAUUAUUAUUAUUUAUUGAAUUUAUAUACCACCCUAUACCCAGAGGUCUCAGGAUGGUUCACAGAAAAGUGAAGCCCCCAUUAAGCAGUGUGUUAUAAUUUACUCUUCAUUAACAUACCACCCACAAUUUCUGUGGCUUUCCUUUCACAGUGCCCAAGUGCAUUGAGGUACAGUGAGUGGAAUGCAUUACAAAAGACAAAAAAAACCUGUCAGCAAGUGGAAGUAUUUCUUUUGUGAAACGCUGUACUUAAGGCAGCAGCAGAGCAAGCCGAUUAGGCGCCUGGGGCGGCGUGUGUGCCCUGUGCCCAGGGGUGGGACCAGCUGCCUGCAGGGCAGGGCGAGCUGGGGCAGGCCUCCAAGGCGUCUGCCUGCCUCCUCCCACUCAGCCGCCCUACAGCUGAGGGGGAGGCAGUGGGCGGACUGUUUGGUGGACUGCCCCCCCUUCCUCCGCCCCUGACUUGAGGACUUUCUGGGACGGGAGUGGGAGCUGGGGAGGUUUGUGUCCGCAAGAGCAGGAGAACAUAAAGCAGAAACCAGGGAUCAGGUGAGCAGGUGUGACUCAGCAGCAUGGACCGGGGGCCACAAUGCAUUCAGGAGACAGCAAAUGGAUGGAAGAGAAGAGGUCCCAAACAGGCAUCUGCAGGGAUACCGGCAGAGCAUGAGGCACAGUAAAGGAAGUAUUAGGAAAAAAAGUUGGUAACAGCCAUAUAUGUCUGGUAGGAUUCCUUUUUCUGAGAUCAUCUGUUUCUGAAUGUUGGGUGUAUUGCUGGGGAUGCCCUUCAUUUUCCUGCCCUUCUUGUUAGUAUCCAACAGGCCUUUGUGACGGAAAGAGAAUGUGAGAUUGGUCAGGCCUUUAGAUCUGACCUCCCCAAGACAGCUCUUGUGAGGCCUGAAGUCCAGGGGUUGUGGUCAACGUAGACUUAAGAUGAACAUUCCAUCAGGCCCAGUGUUUCUCCUUGUGUAGCAGAAGGCUCUCCCCUCUCCUCUCCCUAAAUAUGUUCUGGGGUUUCUCCCAAUCCCUCUGGAGCAGAUUUGGGGAUGGCACAGGUUGAGGCUGGGGGGCGGGGAAUCCCGCUAAUCCUUUUGCUAGGGCAAGAAUUUGGUUGAACGCCAACAAGGAGAGCAGAGUAAAUGAAUGGGUCCCUGGUGAGCAAAGCUGAAAAGCAGAGCAGGAUUGAGGAAGGAUUCCUGAAAGCAAGGUUGGGGGUUAAGUGAAGCUGCGGAGGGCAGUAGCAAAUUCAUAAUUUAUUUCAUAAAAUGUACAUAUUGCUUGAUGGGGGGGGACCCUCUCUUUGCAUGAGAGACUACCUGACUGAUUCUUCCCUUCCUUCUUUUUAUUUUUCCUGUCAUCCAGGUCAUAGUGGAGCCCAGCCCAUUGGAUCCUUCCCCCCUUGAUGAGAAGGUUCUGGUGAAGGUGGAAGAGAACCUUGACCUUGAUGGUGAAGCAGCUGCUCUGCUGGUCUUAAUGGAGGCUGGAGUCAAGGAGGAGACCUUGCCUUCAGAGAAGGCCUCUUUGGAGAAAGUGUCCUUGGAGGCUGAGCUGCCAGAGGAGGGGGGUGGUCUGCUGAAAGAGGAAGCUCAGUCCCCCAGACCAGCAACCGUGUCUCUUGAGGGACAGCCCCAAAAGGGCAAGAAGCCCAAAGUCCUGGAGCUACCUUCACUGCCAACCCAGGAGAAAGUGAAUGCCACUGUUAACAGUCUCUUGGCACCUGGAGGGGCAGGGAGUACGCUGACCCCAACCACGGUCAUUUCUUCUCAUGCACUGGUGAGACCAUGUUUCUCAGUUGGCCCAGUUGGGAGCGGACUACUGGGGGGUAGAACUAGGGUAUCUUUUCCAAAAUUGUUUUUGUCAGGGAGGAUGUGCCUGAUUUGAAUGGGAUGCUUAACAUUCCGCCUGGAUGGCAAAUGUGACUUCUGCUUUGUACAACCAACCAACCAACCAACCAACCAACCAACCGAUAUGCACAUGGCUCAGUAAGGCAGGAAUUGGCAAGUAGGGCUCCAGAGCCCAAGUCUGGCCCAUCAAGUGGCACUUUGGUUACCAACCCAGAGAGACUGUUUUGUGCAGCAAAGGGAUUUGCUGGCAGUUUGUUUUAUGGCAUUGGGGAAGGGUGUUCUCACCCACCACCCACUGUCCCAACCUCAAGUUGUGAACUGUGUCAGUUGGAUCAUCAGGUGCAAAGGAGGUUGCCUUUUCGCUUCACACAACAAGCUAACUCUGCCAAAAUUGUCUCUUCUGAGUGGCAGUCAAAGGUGCAGGUCAGGAGCCCUUUGCCACUGGUAACGUUAAGUACAAAUUGUUCCAAAGAGCAACACAUAUGAAGAAGAAUGGCCUCAUAAAAUUGCACCCACUUCCUAUAGCCAACUAGCCUCGUUUUCCUCAGCUACUACCUAGAACCCUGUGCUGCAGGAGAAGGCAGAAUGUGCUCUCUUGACUUUAAAUGGCAAGAAUAAGAAUAAGAAUAAGAAUAAGAAUAAGAAUAAUUUAUUUAUACCCCGCCCAUCUAGCUGAGUUUCCCCAGCCACUCUGGGCGGCUCCCAAUCAAGUGCUAAAAGCAAUACAGCAUUAAAUAUUAAAAACUUCCCUUCAGAUUUCUUUUAAAAAUAGGAUAGCUGCUUAUUUCCUUGACAUCUGAUGGGAGGGCGUUCCACAGGGCAGGCGCCACCACCGAGAAGGCCCUCUGCCUAGUUCCUUGUAACCUCACUUCUUGCAACGAGGGAACCGCCAGAAGGCCCUCGGCGCUGCAGAACGAUGGGGGUGGAGACAGCUCCUUCAGACGCUCCUGCCUCUUACCUUUCGCUGUGCCAAAAUCUAAUCCAUUAGUCCUGCCCUCGGCCUUCUCAGAGCCAGACACAGAAAACAGGCCAAUGGACUAGGAUUCUUAAAGGAGUGCUGUUUUCUCUCUGCCACCAACCAUUUUGUGUUCUGGUUGUGACGUCCUGAUUUUCUUUGCAGACCCCAGUGCUGCUCACUCCGAGUUCCUUGCCACCCACCAUCCAUUUCUGGAGCACACUCAGCCCCAUCGCACCCCGCAGCCCAGCCAAGCUCUCCUUCCAGGUAUGAUGUAAGAUCCUAGGUCUUACAGAAGGACUGAGGUGGGGGGUGAGGGUGGAGGAUUAUGGGUAGAGCCAGAGAGACAAUCAGGUUUGUUUGGGGAGUCUGGUGCUUGGUUACAAAGGGAAUAUAACAAGCUGUGUGUUUUCUUGCACAUCUGGAAUCCUCCUGUGCAAGUGUAAAUUCUGGUAUCCAGCAUGCAUUUGACCACUUGUGUGUAUAUGCUCCUUCCUUCCUUCCUUCCUAGUUUGUAAUCCUCAUAGUUGGGACAAAAUUUGAAAUGUGCAAGUGGUGUCUGAAGACCAAAUGGCUCACCUGAGUGCUAAUGUGCAAUAUGUGGUUCCCAAGCAUUGCAGAAGAUCAUUGGUUUUCCAGAGGGAUAGCUUUGCCAUGCAGAUUUGACCCACUCCACCUCCCUUAACUAGAGCACCUGCUGCUGCUGCUGUUGGGGAACUUCAACUGGCCACCAGUUUCCCUGUAAAGUGUGCCACAUCCCACCUGCUCUGCUGCCGCCAUUGCUGCUACUCGGGGGGGGGGGGGGGAGAAGGUCCCUCUUUCCUUCCCUCUUCCCAAGGUUCCCUUAGUGUCAAGGAGCUGUCAGUGAGUCAGAUCAACCACAGGGCAGGCACACACAUGGAAGGCAUGAAUUGCAAUUAGCUCUGUAUUAACAGAAAAUAACGCCACAGCAGAGUCCUUUGGUUCGCCUGACUCCAGAGCUGAGACAUUGCUGAAACUGACCCCACCCUUCCCUCUCUAGCCUCGUACUCUGGUUCCCUCCUAAGCAGACGAAGGCUGCAUCAAGGGGGAGAGCUCAGGGCCUCAGCAACGUGCAGGACUCUUCUCGAGCCGGGUGUCGGAGGGGGAGGAGAGGCAGCAAGACUGGGAUUGUCCCAUUGCUGUGUGGCAAGGGCAGCCUCUGACUCCCCUCCGUCUGAGUCUGUGCUCCCACUGUGACUGACCCCCUUUCAUCGCUCAGCCCCCUUGCUUCUGGCACCUCCCAGCUUGUCCCUUCCACAGGCUGCCCUUCAGUGUCCGGGAUCUAAGCCAUCGUCUUCUGUGCCCUCCCGGGGGGCUCUUGGGUGGGCGGCUCCCACCACUCUUCCUCAUCCAGCCAGUCCUGACUGAUGGGUAUUGACAUAAGAACAGGGUGAAACUUUAUACCACCUCUGGGGAUUUACAACUGGCUGUGCUCUGCUUUGAUUCAUCCCCACCCCCAUAAAUAUUGUGCCUCAUUCAGUAGGUAGAAGCUUUUGUGAUUGGUCUGGGCAGAAAUAAUGUGCUGUCCUUGGUCCUGUCCUUCAUCUUUCAUUAAAAAAUAGCCUACGGUACUUGUUCAUUUAUUUUGGUUAGGGUGAAAUGCUGUUGCAGUCAUUCAUAUGGGUGCCGUGGUGCACAUUUAGAAUUUAAGGGAGAAAACAAAAAGGCAAAAGUUUGUAAGGGCCCCACAGUGUGUGGAGAUGACCUUUCUUUGAGGCUUUUAUACAGCUUAAUUGCUGAAGGGUUGGGCGGGUUCUGAAAAGGAGUGGAAGUCUGAGGCUAUGCACACAUUGCCAACUUAAAAGGCAGCAAGGGCAGGGUUUCUGCUUUGUUUCAAAACACGUUUGCACCCCGUUGCACAUGUCAGGAUGGUUGGAUACAUUCCAAAGUCGCCCACUGUCCACACUGUAGACAUUUUCAAAUCUGAAGUUCCUUUGGGGGGCAGUGCAUCAAAAUGCAAUGUUUCUCAAGAAAUUACAGGAUAGAUGUGAAUUGUGGCUAACAUGGUAUCUACGGUACAUGGCUUCACAAACAAAAAUAACCAAAUGUUUAAUUUGGGGGAUGCAUGUGAAAUAUGCCCUAGCAUGGGCAAGAAUUGAGGGACAUGAGGGAGACGGAUGUGGCAUCUGAGGGACAGUGCAUGAAACCUGAUGUGUCUCUGCUGUGGUGCAUAGAAUAAAAGCUUCCAGUGGGGGGGGCGGUGGGGAGGAUAUCUCAUCUCGCCAGUUCUUUGCUUCAGGUAAGCUCUGCAUACACAUGCAGCCACUUUCUUCUGGUGGAGCUUCAAUAGGGAUUGAUGGGUGAAACUGUCAAUUUUGGUUGCUCAUUUUUCCACAUUUCCACAUCAGUCUGUGAUUUUGUAUUAAAAUUUAUUAAAAUUCAUCAACAUUUCAGUGUGAAUUUCUUCUAAUAUACAGCUGUUUGUAGGAAAUUUUGCUAAAUGCACACAUUUUUGCAAAGUAGUGUUCCCUAAUACAAAGCAUUUUUGUAUGUUAUCUUCACUAUUAUACGCAUUUUCAUAACACUAGUGUAUCUGUUGUUGCACACAUUACAAGGCUACAGGCCUUGCAAAAUUUGGAGAGGUGUAAAUUUCAAGGGAUGGUUGUGUUUCAUUUUGUGUGCAAAUUAGGUAAAUUCACCUGUAAAAGUGAACUGAAUUGAAUUUUUACCCCAUUUCCAGGCAUCUGCAGCCCUCUAUGUGUGUGGGGGUUUUUGGUGGGGGAGGGGAGAGAUUUGGAGCAGAGGAGAGUUGCACUUCUCUGCUUUUGUGAUCAAAAUUGUCCCCCCCCCUCAAAGCCCAGGAAAAGCUGUCUUUGACUUUUGUUAUAAAUGUAUGCAGAUCUUAAUUCCCUCCCCCUCUCUCUUCAGUUUCCCAGCAAUUCCAGCUCCCAAGUUCACAUCCCCUCUCUCAGCGUGGAUGGACUCUCCACCCCUGUAGUCCUCUCUCCCGGACCCCAGAAGCCAUAGCUUUUCUGCUCAGCAUCGCUGUGUCCUGUACUCCUGCCAAAGAGCUGGUUUGAGUUUCUUUCCAAGCAGUUGGGAUUGCUUCUCUGGAUGGACAACUGUGUGUCUCUUCACUGGCCGGAGGAUCCCUUUGGUGAGCCAAGGACUAAUGAGCUGCUUGAAGGAUGGAAAUGGUGUAGCAAACAGAUCUCAUCCAAUUGCCUCGAAUAGGCCAGGAUGUUCCUCUGAAACUAAACGGUGUCUCCCUAACACCAAAAAGUUGUUGUGCUGCACCUACCUGCUUCUGAAAAGCUUCAUGUGACCCCCAAAUACCUCUCUGGGGGCAAAGAGGUUAUAACCUCAGUUAUUUGCCGCCCACCGCCCCAGUUAAGGGGUUGCCCAUAUCUACCUUUAGUAUAGCAGCUUGGGCUGUCCUUCGUAUUCUCUUUCUUGCUAUUCAGUCUCAUAAUGGAGAUGAGUUGAGGUGAUGGUCCAAGUUCAAGAAGGCGACCUAUCUCCUGACAUCCUACAAGGUAAAUCAACUAUCUCAUCUCAUCAGCUCCCUCCUUGUUCAGGAGAGCCUUGGUUCAAAGGUAGAAAGGUAUAGACCCUGCCAGCAAUGUUUGUUUUGGUUGUAUGCAGGGGGGCAGAAGCAGCACCAACCAUAUUUGUGUUGAUUGUGUGUUGAUUUCAACUAUGGAUGAUCAGGGUGUUGGUGUGCAAGCUAUUUUUGGGCCAAAAGAGUUUCAGCCAUGUUUGUGGCUGGAUGCAAGUAAAGAUGUCAAGGUUAACCACAUCUGUUGUGGCUGAAAGGAGAAGAGGAAGCACAGUUGGUCAUGUUUCUUCAGACUUCAUGAAAAAUGGUUUUGGCACAGAGUGUUCUUUAAUUGGCUUGGCAUGGCAAAGGAAAAUGCAUUGGAUGUGUUUGCUGGUCAGCACCGGAGGAGGAGGCACUGCUAGUCAUGUUCAGUUUUGCCGGAAAAGGUAGCAGUGUCAGCCACGAUAGUUCUAUCUAAACAAUGUUGUCCAUGAGUCCUUUGGCUCAGUGAGGUGGGAGAUGUUUCUGGUGUUUCUUUUGGAUAUGUUAGACAUUCCAUUUGACAUCACAACUGCAGCUGAGGAAGCCCUGUUUUUGUUUUAUUCUACAUGCACCUCAGUACUGAUGCACCUAAAGGUCAAAGGUCACCAGUUCGUCAAUGUGGAGACCAGAGAAUGGAAGUCCCACCGACUUUACAGAAUGGUUUCCUUAAUUUAUUUGCUGACGACAAAGGUCACCACAGAAAUGACCGAGCGAGAAGUCUUAAUCCUUUCAACUUGGGAGUCGGUCUUAAUGGCUUCAUUUCUUUCUUCAGUGGAGAAAUAUCAGGUGUUGACCAUCUUCUCGGGAAGUUUAACUUGCUGACUGGUCACUAAAGAGAAAGUCCUCACAUACCUCCUCACUUACUUCCAGCUCUCAAGUCACCCUGGAAGCCGCAGUGACAAAUUCCCACGUUAGAGGGUAUCCUGGUCAUUUCCUGCAACCCAAACAAGGGGGCAGGGGAGGGGGAGGCUUUCUAUGGAAACAGUGAAAAGGAAGUUAAGCCUCUUUCUGCAGCUUCCCACUUCCUUCCAGUUACAUCAAAAGGGAAUUUGUGACUCUUUACAAAAGGGCUGUGUCUUUUCAUAAGGUGAGUUUUUAACUUAGGUCCUCAGAUCGUGAAAACUCCGUCCCUUCUGCUUUGAGGUUUUUGUGGGGAUUCCUCAGAACUAUUUGUUAAUGAAGCCGAAAAGAUGCUGUUUCAGAAAUAUCAUAUGAUUCCUAAUCAGAACUCCUGGCGCCUUCUAUUUUUUCACAGAGUAUAUAUCACAGUUUUAUCUAUUAUGAAAAAAGUCAUACUGAGAGAAUAGUAGAUGGUUUAAAGCUAUAUUUAUCUUUUUAUCCGUCCAUUUUUUAUAUCUAUUUUUUAAGGUGGGGGUGGGAGAUCAAGAUUUAUUUUAAAGCAAGUGGGAAAGAGAAGCACUUGGCUCUCCAGUUGUGUUUGGUUUUUAAGUGGACAGAAGACUAUGGGACAUGUUUUCAGGGCCAUGGUUUUCAGAUUGUUCCCAGAACGUUCCCUCAGUUAGAAGUUCAGCAACGAUGGAUAGGCUGCUCUGUGAGACAACAUGUCUACCAUUACUGAGAUUCCCCCAACUUCAGCAACAGGGAAACAUUGAGCAUUGAUUUAGGGGAGCCCAGGGAGGCUGUCCAGAGCCCUGGAUGCAUUCAUUCAGGGACUUGGUAGCAGAUGCUCAGCAGCUCCUCCGUGACAAGGCCUCCCUCCUUGUGGGAAGGGUUGACUGAAUGGAGAGGAUAGUUGACUGUGCCAAGCUGUACACCUGGGUCACACAGGAUGUGGGGAUGAAGAGUGACUUCAUUGAAAUAUCUCUCUCUCUCUCUCUCUCUCUCUCUCUCUCUGGUAUCUGAGGGCCAAACUAGAGCAACGGCAUGAAAUCCAUGGGGAAGAAUUCUGUGUCACGCUCUUCUGAUAGUUCUGUCAGUGCCAGCAUUUUUGCUUGCCAGAUGGAAUAGCCACUCCUCUCCUCCCCCUGGGGGUGUUCUGGGGGUUCUCCUGACCCUCCAGAGCACAUUUGGGGAAGGCUGGGUGUGGGGGGGAGGGAGAAGGCCCCUUUGCACUAGCGGGAGCCCUUGCACUGGCUUUUGCUAUGGUGACAGGUAAGUUGACUACAGGCCCAUGUAUUUAAACAUGGAAAUGACCCCAUGCCACCUUGAAACUGGGGUUGGGGAGGAGCUGGCAAAGGGAGAAGGUCUUUUGCAUGAGGCACAUGAAACCCUCCCUGACUCACAGCUUACCACCCCACAGUUUGUUCUGCAUGGUUUUUCCACCAGCAGGGAUCCCAUAUGGAAAGUGAGUUUAGCUGCGAGAAAACUAUGGAAAGGGUGGGGUAAGAGGUUAUCGCCCCCACCCAUCUGCCCCUCUUGCAGUUUGAAAACACACACCUGCUGCAUUUGUAUCCAGUUUGGCCCUGAUUCACUUACACCCAGUUGUAACUUUAGAAGUAAUUAAGAUGCAUAGGCUUCAUUCCUUUGGCUCUUUUGUGGCCGAUGAUGCUAAAUGCGCUCUUGCUACCACAAGUUAUGAAGCCAGAGGAAGCCAAGAGGGAGUAGAGAUUGGAUGAUAGAGACAAGAGGUGGCCGAAGAGCAUUUUAAGUGGCAGAUUUUCUGUGCUUUAAAAGAAAUAUGUGGUUAAUUUUAAUCAUCCCUUUGUGUAGCAUUUAAUAGUAAUAAUGAUUAUACUUUUUUGCACUUCCAUAUUGCCUCCCAUUGGGAGAAAUCUUAAGUGCUUUACAAGGGGUGGUUUACAGAUUUAUUUAAUAAAUUAGGCACUUUGUGUAAACAGCAAUCUGCAACUCAAUCAGGUACAAACCAUGAGUGUUAACUAUGAACAAAUCAUGUGUGAUUUGUGUAUAAAGUAAGGUGUGCUUUAGCGCAAACUGUGAGUACACCAUCAUAAGCCAUGAGUUACACGAUAGCAAAACAGGUGGGAACGAGAAUACAUUGUGGCUGAGCCCAGUGUAUCCAAGUGGCAGAUGGAAGGAUAAACCAUUGGCAACGCGCAGGCAAGGGAAGAGUGAACUAUGGCAAGACAUUGUGUAACCCUCUAGUACAUCAUGUGUAAGUAUUUGUAAAUGAUGAACUUGUAACGUGGUUAACCACAUCAAUAACCUGUGGUUUAGCUUUAGCCAUCCUACAUGCAAACCGCAGGUAAGCCAUGAGUAAACAAUCAGUAAAAUGCAAAUAUUGUUUCAUAUAAACUAAGUGAAAUAUGGUUACACUUUGAGUACACCAUAUGCAAACAGUGAUGAGAUCAAGUAAGCCAUGAUUGACUGAUAUGGUCAAGCCAUGUGAGAGCCUGCACAAUGCUUAGAACCAUUUGAGCCGGGCUUUCUCCAAUCGCUGGCUCUCCACAUGGAGCCUCUCUCUCAUGCUGGUGCCAUUGGGCUUGUCCCAGUUUUCUUGAGAGCACCCAGCAAAGUAGCUUUAUCAACCUUUUGCCUAGGACAAACGGCCUCUUUGGCGCUCUCCAUCCUGAAGCCUAUGUCUUCAGGGUUAAUUGCUUGAAAGUCCCCGGGGGACUUAGGAGGGCGCAGCUCCGAAGGAGUCAAAGGAACAGCACGCAGUCCUAGGGUGGUGUUUUGCUCCCCCUCCUCCCUUCACCAUGCGCAGCUUUCGGUAACUUUUUGUGCUGGAGUAAAACAACUUUUGUAGCCAUAUAUUAGUGCUGACCCAUGUGACAAAGGGAUCCUCGUGUGGAGGCAUGUUCAAGAGGUGAUUGCAAAAGGACCAUGGAACACGAUACUGCAGCAAAUAACAUACACUGCAUAUAUUUUCCUUCUUAAGUUCAGUUAUCUUGUAAAUUGAGAGUAAUUCUGCAAGAUCAGUGGAUCUGAAUUAUUUUAUAAGCCAAAACAAUCAGAAAAUACUUUAGCAUUUGGGGUU
Messenger RNA from Podarcis lilfordi (Lilford's wall lizard), 19109 nucleotides. The record is from the annotation of a GenBank genome assembly. NCBI's taxonomy places the organism in Eukaryota, Metazoa, Chordata, Lepidosauria, Squamata, Lacertidae.